UGGCUGACUAAGCGAAUCUCGCUGUGGUCUUCGGUUAGCUGUGGCGAGACUAGGCUCGACACUCAUACGAUGGCCUAUUUUUCGAGGCCCCAGUCAAGUUCAGCUGUGAGGAUCGCACAGCCAACUGACAGCGACGACAAGACAAAGUCACCACAAAAGAAGGAUUCCCCCCAGCGACAAUGUAGGAAUAUACUGAUUUACGGUUCAUGCCGAUUUCAAAAUAAGGGCUGUAUCUAUUAUCAUCCACCGCCCAGUAGCACCUCAACUGAUGUAGCACCCGAGGCACCGGCCCCACCCUCGCUGUCGGCUCAGGCUGUCAAUGCUCCUGUAUUUGUGCCUAGAACAUCUCUCGAUGUUGUUCCGACUGCUCCUUCCGCAGCAAUCACUACCGUUCACUCCUUCGAGGUCGAUUACGAAGACCCUUCUCUGAGCACAUAUUUUGGGACAGCUCAAUCAACCUUUCUAAGACAGCCACUCGACUAUCAUCUCUACAGCCAUCCAAUCCCUGAUAGGUUUGCACCUGCGCACUUCAUCUCCGACAAUCUUCGGGAAGAACUGCAAAAGCGUUCCGAAGCAGUUCACACCAUUCCCUCCAUCCCAUAUCAUGUUCCUGAGGAGCUCCAAGGGUACCACUCCCUGAUCCCUCUUGAACCAAUAACACCCGAACGACGAAAGCUUGUUAGUUGGUAUUCGACUGUGUACCGAGCGACGAGCAUCAACGACGGCGCCGCUUACGUCCUACGUCGCAUCGAAAGUGUGCCGCUUGUACUCUCGUCUCGACGAAAGAUCUGCUGACGUAUGUAGACUUCAGGCUGACACAUCAUGCUGCGUUCGGCAUGAUCGAAUCGUGGUCGCGUAUACGACAUCCGAACAUUGUCCGUAUUCGGGAGGCCUUCACAACGCGUGCAUUCAACGAUAGCUCUCUCGUCGUGUGUUAUGACUAUCAUCCAAACUCGCAAAGUCUUAUGGAGUUGUACUUUCGAUCCUUGUCACCA
This is a messenger RNA of Pisolithus orientalis, 995 nucleotides long. RefSeq lists its product as uncharacterized. Gene Ontology annotation, cellular component: PAN complex; P-body. Gene Ontology annotation, molecular function: metal ion binding; poly(A) binding. Lineage: Eukaryota; Fungi; Basidiomycota; Agaricomycetes; Boletales; Pisolithaceae. The transcript has 8 exons. The record is from RefSeq and is a predicted model, not a curated record. The coding region runs from base 70 to 795 and encodes 241 amino acids. Gene Ontology annotation, biological process: mRNA processing; nuclear-transcribed mRNA poly(A) tail shortening.